This is a messenger RNA of Cordyceps fumosorosea ARSEF 2679, 4743 nucleotides long. Its product is annotated as ABC transporter, transmembrane domain, type 1. Bases 1 to 4743 code for a protein of 1580 amino acids. Gene Ontology annotation, molecular function: ATP binding; ATP hydrolysis activity; ABC-type transporter activity. Gene Ontology annotation, biological process: transmembrane transport. Lineage: Eukaryota; Fungi; Ascomycota; Sordariomycetes; Hypocreales; Cordycipitaceae. Gene Ontology annotation, cellular component: membrane. The transcript has 5 exons. The record is from RefSeq and is a predicted model, not a curated record.
AUGUUGCCAGACAUUGCAGAUGCAUGGCUUCUUGCAGCAUCCGCCCUUGUCGCAUGCAGUGCCAGCCUGCUGCUGGUGUCGCGCUUCACGACAUGCACCGCCGGCUUCGCGCAAUUGAGGCGUGCCAAGCCGCAGGAUAACUGGUACGAGGACGAGGAUGGCAAGAGUACACCAGAGUCUAUUGCCAGAUUCUCAAACAAGACUCCCAAGCUGCUGUGUUUCUGCCUGGCCGCCAUUGCCUUUGCAGCAUCCUUGGCCAUUUCCAUGCUCGCUACCCUACACUCCGGGUCCCGUGAUGCCAUCACCUCGGCUUGGCUCCUUACCCUUGGCUGGGCAAUCAUCCUGUUCCUGUCCGUCUCCAUCCGACUGGACAAUCAUCCUGUACGAUGCUACGAGGCCGGCCGUUUUCUCGCUGCUACCACAGCAACCAUGGCACCAGGCAUCAUCUUCCAAGGCUUUUUCUUCGCCCACCAGCCGCUCAUGCCCUCCCGCCGCAUCGUCCUCAGCCUCGUCGCGGGAAACGCGCUUCUCUGUCCCUGCAUCGUCCUCGGCGCGCUCCUCUUCCCGCGCCGCCCCGAGGUCUACCACGGCGGCCGGCCGGUCUCCGCGGAGCAGUCCGUGUGCGCGCUGCAAAGGGCCCUGUUCCUCUGGGUGCAGCCGUUGAUAAGCAAGGCGUCCAGAGACGGCGACCUCGAGCACGACGACGUCCCGUCUAUGGAAAGCUUUGCGAGGGCGGCGACGCUGACGGCUCAGUGGACUCGCGCGAACCACCGCGGGGACCUCUUCCGGUCCCUGGUGAGCACGUAUUGGAGACAGCUGGUAGUUCUCUGGGUCAGCGUCAUGGUACGUUCCAUCGUCGGUGUCGGGCCGUUUUGGGCCAUGUCGCAGCUCAUCCAGAGACUCGAGGUGCUUGGGUCGGAGGAGGGGGAUGCAGGCCCGAGUCUGUGGAUCUUCCCUCUUCUGAUCGGUCUCUUUACAUUCUCCGAGCAGAUGAUUGCUACUCGAAUCAUGUGGCACUCCAUCAAGAGGAUAUUCGCACCAGUCCGGGGACAACUAUCCGCAUUAAUCUUUGCCAAAGCCAUGCGACGAAAAGACAUCAAAGCAGCUGCCGACGUCGGCGAUGACGACGCAGAGAAGCAGCACGGCGAAGAAUCCAAGGAAAAGGCGGCCGAGGACCUCGCCAAGUCUCGCCAGGCCAUCAUGAACCUCAUCGGCGUCGACGUCAAGCACGUCUCCGACUUUGCCAUGCUCCAGAUCCUCAUCGUCAGCAGCGUCGGCAAGCUCCUCAUCUUCUCCAUCUACCUGGUCCAAGUCAUCGGCGCCGUGCCCUUCCUCGCCGGCGCCUGCGCCUGGGCCUCGCUCCUCCCGCUCAACGCCGUCGCCUCCCGCCGCUACAUCGCCGCCGAGACGCGCCUCAUGCGCGACCGCGACCGCAAGCUCGCCGUCGUCGGCGAGGCUGUCAACGGGCUCCGCCGGAUCAAGUUCUCCGCGCUCGAGGCCCAGUGGGAGGGCCGGGUGCUGGCCCGCCGCGCGGAGGAGCUGCGCACGCUCUGGCGAGUGUUUAUGGCCAGCACCAUGGUGUUUGGCUGCUGGGUGACGAGCCCGAUCCUGCUCUCGGCGGCGUCGCUGGCGACGUAUGCGCUGAUGAAUGGGCGUUUGUCGCCGUCGGUCGCGUUUGUGAGUAUCGCCAUGUUCAAGAGCUUGGAGGCAGCGCUGGCAGGCCUGCCGGAGCUGCUGACGGUCGGCUUCGACACGCUCGUCUCCGUCCGGCGCCUCGACGCGUUCCUGCAGGAGCCGGAGCUGCUCCCGACAAUUACGCAUGGCUCUGGCGUCGCCUUUCAAGAUGCCACCAUCGCGUGGCCGUGCGACCGCGACGACGACGACGACGACGAUGACGACGGCGAAACCUUUACGCUGAGCGGACUGAGCGCCGAGUUCCCCGAGGGCCAGCUCUCCGUCAUCACCGGCAAGUCCGGCACAGGCAAGACGUUGCUUCUACAGGCUCUCAUCGGCGAGGCCGAACUUCUCGGCGGUCGCAUCGUCAUGCCGACCGCGCCCCCCAAGCCCCUUCCGCCCUGGAACUGCAGCUCCUCCGAAGACGUCUGGGUAGUGCCCGGCACGGUCGCCUACGUCGCGCAGACGGUCUGGCUCGAGAACGCCUCCAUGCGGGACAACAUCCUCUUCGGCCUGCCGUACCUGCCCCGGCGGUACGACACGGUGCUGCACGCGUGCGCGCUGGAGCGGGACGUGGCGGCGCUGGACGACGGGGACGAGACGGAGCUCGGCGCCAACGGGGUGAACCUGAGCGGCGGGCAGAAGUGGCGCGUGUCGCUGGCGCGGCUGCUGUACUCGCGUGCGGCGGUGCUGGUGAUGGAUGACAUCUUCAGCGCGGUGGACGCGCGCGUCGGCAGGCACAUCAUGCAGUACGCGGUGGCGGGGGAGAUUGGGAGGGGGCGCACGAGGAUCUUGGUGACGCACCAUGUCGGCCUGGUCGCGGACGAGGCGGCCUUUUUCCUGGAGCUCGGCGGCGGCACGGUGCUGCACGCCGGACCGAGCUUGCGGGGCGGCAUGGGCGGCGGUGCGGCAAGCGGCGGCACGGUGACGCCGAGGUCGGUCUCGAGCACAGCAAGCACCGCGGUGGCGACGACGAAGCACAUCGAAUCCGGUCUGAUCGAAAGAGAGGGUCGAGAGCCGGCGGAGAGCGCGGAGAAGACGGCCAGGAAGUAUGUCGAGGAUGAGGCCCGCGAGAAAGGCAUGGUCAAGAGUCACGUCUACCGGAAGCUCAUCAGCAGCGGCGGUGGCCUGCGUCUCUGGCUUCCGCUGAUCGUCUUUCUGGCUCUAUUCGAGUCGUCAAACUUUGGCCGAAAUUGGUGGGUACGAAUCUGGACGGCGGCUGGUCAAGACAAUGCGCCGGCUUACAGCAACACAACGACGAGCCUGGAUGGAUUCCACGCAUCCUCGAUGCAUCCUACGAUGGCUGCUCAUCCUCCUCUCGCCUCACCCGCACCCACGACCCCAGAGUCACAUUCCCUGGCCUACUACCUGGGUCUCUACCUCCUCCUCUGCGCCAUCGGCGCCCUCGUCGGCACCGCCCGCUUCUUCUGGUCCUUCGUCAUCAGCAUCCGCUUCAGCCGCCGUCUCUUUGAGGACGUCCUCGCCUCUAUCCUGCGCGCCCCCUUACGCUGGAUGGACACUGUCCCCGUCGGCCGCGUCCUCAACCGCCUCACCGCCGACUUUGACGUCCUCGACAGCCGUCUGAUGGAGGAGGCCACCCUCGUUCUCGUGCACGCCUUUGAGCUCGUCACCAUUUGCCUCGCCGCCGUCGCGCUCUCGUGGCUCGUCAUGCUCCCGCUCGCCGCCGUGCUCGUGCUCGCCAGCGUGCUCGUCGCCGCGCGCUACCUCGCCGCCGCGCGGCCCGUCAAGCGCCUCGAGAGCACCGCCAAGUCCCCCGUGCUGGAGACGUUCAACGCGGCGCUGGCGGGCGUGGCGACGCUGCGCGCGUACGGGCGGACGGGAGACUACGCGGCGAGAGCGCACGCGCAGCUGGACGACUGGGGCACGGCGACGCUGCACGGCUGGUCGCUGAACCAGUGGAUGACGCUCCGGAUGGGCGUGGUCGGGACCGUCUUUGCGACGGCGGUCGGGCUGCUGGUGGUGGCGGACCCGGGGCGCUUCGGCGCGGACAUGGCCGGGUUCGCGCUGAGCUUUGCACUGAGCUUCGCGACGGCCAUGAGCUUCGCGAUGCGCAACUAUGCGACCGCGGAGCUGGACAUGAAUGCGAUGGAGCGCAUCGCGGAGUACGCGGAGCUGCCCACGGAGGACCUCUCAGGCGACGAGGCCCCGAGGGACUGGCCGCGCACCGGCACAGUGAGGGUCGAGCACCUCCAUGCCGCGUACGCCAAGGACCUGCCCCCGGUUCUGCGGGACGUCUCGUUCAAGAUUGGCGAUGGGCAGCGGGUUGGGAUUGUAGGGCGCACGGGAGCUGGCAAGUCGUCCCUCACGCUGGCACUGUUCCGGCUGAUAGAAACCAGCGGGAGGGUCGUCAUCGAUGGCAUCGAUACCUCGACACUCAACGCCCAGAGUCUGCGAUCCCGCUUGUCGAUUAUUCCUCAAGACCCUGUCUUGUUCUCUGGUACCAUCCGGAGCAACCUGGACCCCUCUCACCAGCACACCGACGAGGAGCUUCACAGCUGUCUCGCCCGGGUGCACCUCAUCGACCAGGAAAGCAGCGACCGCGGCCCUGAAAGCCUCUCCGGGAGCGACGCCGACGACGAGGCAUCCUCCCCGUCCUCCGCCGCCUCCUCUUCCACCCUCGCCGCGUCCGCCCCGACGCCGCCGCCCAACGCCAACAUCUUCCGGCGGCUCUCCAGCCGCGUCUCCGAGGGCGGCGGCAACCUCUCCCACAGCCAGCGGCAGCUCGUCUGCCUCGCGCGCGCCAUCCUCGCGCGCCCGCGGCUGCUGGUCCUCGACGAGGCCACCUCGGCCGUCGACAUGGCCACCGACCGCCUCAUCCAGCGCAGCAUCCGCGACGGCUUCCGCGACGCGACGCUGCUCGUCGUCGCCCACCGCCUGCAGACGGUGGCCGACUUUGACAAGAUACUGGUGCUGGACCGGGGUGCCGUCGUGGAGGAGGGGUCGCCCAGGGAGCUCUGGGAGAAGGAAGACGGUGCGUUUCGGGAGCUGUGUGAGCAGAGUGGUGAGGCCAUGCAGCUCAGGGACAUGAUAUACGCCAAGAAUGCUUGA